GAGAAGAAGAAUAUCAUGAGAGUUAUGGUGGCGAUUGACGAGAGCGAUGGGAGCUUCUACGCGCUGAAGUGGGCGCUUGAUCACCUCUUUGGGUCUAUUGGUGUAGCGCCGGAAACGAACCGGCCGGAAGAGGUGGGCACGGUCGUAAUGGUUUAUGUUCAGCAGCCCUUUCAACAAUACGUCUUCCCAGCUGGGCCCGCAUUUUAUGCAACAUCUACGGUAGUGGAGUCUGUGAGGAAAGCCCAGGAAGAAAAUGCUGCAGCAAUACUCUCACGUGCAUUACAGAUGUCCAAAGAUAAGAUGAUCAAAGCUGAGACCCUAAUUCUUAAAGGAGAGCCCAAGGACAUGAUUUGUGAGGCUGCAGAGCAAAUGCAUGUUGAUCUCCUGGUAGUUGGUAGCCGUGGCCUUGGCACCUUCAAAAGGGCAAUCUUAGGAAGUGUAAGCGACUACUGUGCACAUCAUGCAAAAUGUCCCAUCCUAAUUGUGAAGCCACCCAAGGAUUCUUCUACCAAGUAGUUCUUUCUGGAUGU
This is a messenger RNA of Alnus glutinosa, 530 nucleotides long. RefSeq lists its product as uncharacterized. The transcript has 4 exons. The coding region runs from base 16 to 516 and encodes 166 amino acids. The record is from RefSeq and is a predicted model, not a curated record. Lineage: Eukaryota; Viridiplantae; Streptophyta; Magnoliopsida; Fagales; Betulaceae.